AUGAUUGAGAAAUUCACCCAGAUAAUACGGAGCAUUGUACUGCCCAGGCGUGGUAAUAAAACUGUUACCAUAAAUAAUACCACAUUGCCGACGAUAUUACGGUUCCAUUUGAGAAGGCCACUAAAUAAACAGCCGCCGGAAAUAUUCGCAGAAUUUGAUAUGCCGUUCAUUUUGCAUAGAGUUUGGAAAAAACCACAAAACAUCUACGAUUGCUGUCGGCUAUUGUGUCAAAUACAAUUCAUACUCGGCUGUAGUGGUAUAAGAAGUAGUGGGGGUUCGGGCAAAUAUGUUUGUGAUUGGAUAUCGCUAAGUUACACUGCCCUAGCUGUGAGCUGUACCUUGGCAACGCUGGGAUUAACUGCCUAUGUGAAAUUUCAAGAUCCAUAUUUGGUGGAAAUGGAUAGUUUGAUUAAAUCGAUUAUUUACUUAGAGCUGAGUAUGUCAUUGUUUAUGUAUAUAACCACCACCACAAUGGUGGCCGAGGCCAAGACCCACUUACAGUUAUAUAAAAGGAUAAAUGAUUUGGAUUUGUUGCUGAUUCGUGAAUUUGGUUGCAACAUGAAUUACAAAGUGUUGAUAAUGAAACAUUUGCAAUUGCUGGGAUUUACCACCGCCAUCUAUUUGAUAAUCAUUGUAUUGGGUAUUACCCGGGCAACGGAUUGGAGAAAUAUGAUACUCAAUCUGCUGUCGGCAUUGGCCUAUAUUUGCAUUACAGGUGGACCCACUCUCAAUUUCUUUAUACAAAUGAAUUUUGCCGAAGUGUUGGGUAUACGUUUUCGUCUAUUGCAAAAAUUAUUGAAAAGCAAACCACCAAACAUCGAGGAGGGUAAAUUAGUGGAACAUUUCCAGAAAUUAAUUGAUUUGGUGGAAAAAUAUCACGAUUGCAUUCGCAUGACAAAUCAAAUAUUCUCCAAAAGCUUAAUCAUCAUAAUGUUACAUGACUUUACACUGACCACAAGUGAAUUGUAUUUGAUUUUUGGAGGCCUAACCGGUUCCGGCAGUAAUGCUUUGAUUUAUUUUGUUCUAUUGGGUCUGGUGUUGCCCAUUUACAAGAUGACUGUGGGACCAGUAUAUUCGGAAAAUGCUAUUAAGGAGGAUUUGGAUUUCCAUUAUAGAAGUUGCAAUAAAAUACGUGAUAUGGUUGCCAUUUGCCUAACCUGGCGCUGGGACAAUAAAAUACCGUUUACAAGCGGCAGUAUGCCCCUAAAUAUGGAGACAAUUGCUGGGGUCUAUGUGGAGAUUUUCAAUUACAUCCUCAUUCUAAUACAAUUCCGUAUGACCCAGGAAAUGGGUGAUCAAAUUGAGAAACAAAAGAAUACCAUUCAGGAUUGGAUUGGGCUCAUCAACAGCAACAUCAUCGUUAAUGUCAACGGCAUUGUUAUCGGUGGCAGUAACAUCAGUUGCAACACCAUCACUGCCCCUCCACGCACCACCCAGCCUACCCACCACCCACCAUCCUAUGCAAUGGAUGUCGUUGUCAACGUUUACCAUUGUGGUAAAAGAAAUUGA
Messenger RNA from Musca vetustissima, 1509 nucleotides. It is a transcript of the gene Gr57a, whose product is annotated as putative gustatory receptor 57a. Gene Ontology annotation, biological process: sensory perception of taste. The transcript has 6 exons. The record is from RefSeq and is a predicted model, not a curated record. Gene Ontology annotation, cellular component: membrane. Lineage: Eukaryota; Metazoa; Arthropoda; Insecta; Diptera; Muscidae. Bases 1 to 1509 code for a protein of 502 amino acids.